This is a messenger RNA of Morus notabilis, 2148 nucleotides long. Its product is annotated as squamosa promoter-binding-like protein 2. NCBI's taxonomy places the organism in Eukaryota, Viridiplantae, Streptophyta, Magnoliopsida, Rosales, Moraceae. The transcript has 6 exons. Gene Ontology annotation, molecular function: DNA binding. Gene Ontology annotation, cellular component: nucleus. The record is from RefSeq and is a predicted model, not a curated record. Bases 428 to 1930 code for a protein of 500 amino acids.
AGUGAAAGCAAACAAAUUGAAGAAGUUGCGAUAGAAAGAAAGAGACAAAAUGAUAGUAGUACUAGUAUACAUUGUAGAGGAGUUGUCUACUACUGCUACUACUACUACGUCUACGUCCACACCACGCAUCGGUAUCGCAUCCCUCAUCUUACCCUUUUCUUGUCUCUUCAACUGAUUUCAAUCUGGAUUUUCUCUCCUCUUUUCCCUUUCCCCAAAUAAAUCCCAUUUCACACCUUUAGUUUCUUCUAAUCUUCUUCGUUUAUCGCUUCCACAAAUGGCAAAACAAAUCAACUCUUUUGAAUCAGAGAUGCCUGGCAAUUCCAUAACGUGAGGUUAAAAGUUUUACAGCAUCUGGUGUCCAGUCUGCUUUUGAAUUCUUGGAGAAAAGUGGGUGAAUCAAUUUUCUUUUCCAUUUAUUCUGCUGGUUAUGGAGUGGAAUUCAAAAGCUUCCUCAUUAUGGGACUGGGAGAACCUUUUUGAGCUUGAGGCGAAAGCAACCGAGAAUCCUAAGAAGCUACUACAACGAAUGGAUUGCUUUGUUGAAGUAGAUCGAGGAAUUAGCUCCGGAUCUCUCCAUUCACCUGGGGAUGGUGGGGGUAGCAGCGCAGGAACCGGUGGUUCAGGUUCCGAUUUGGGUCAUGCUUCAUCGAAGAGCUCCAUAUCGGCUUCCAUCAAUUCUUCAUCAAUUGGGGAAAGCAAGACAUCCAACAAAUUUACUCUCGACGGUUUCGAACCUUUUCCAAAGGAUUCAAGGAGUGAAAAUGAGUCUGCCCGAGUUCAACAACCUAGAUCUUCACCAACACCUGAAAUUUCAGCUGGCUCUGGUGAGCCAUUGCUCAGUUUAAAGUUGGGCAAGCGGAUGUACUUCAAAGAUAUUUGUUCAGAAAACAACGCCAAGUCAUCCUCAGCCCCGUCUGUAGCACCCAUGUCAUCUGCUACAACGGCUAAGAGAAGCAAGUCCACUUGCCAGAGUAAUUUCAUGCCUCGCUGCCAAGUUGAAGGCUGCAACCUUGAUCUUUCCUCGGCAAAAGAUUACCAUCGAAAGCAUAGAAUUUGUGAAAGUCAUUCCAAAUCUCCAAGGGUCAUUGUAGGCGGUGUGGAGCGUCGGUUUUGCCAGCAGUGUAGCAGGUUCCACGGUCUGUCUGAAUUUGAUGAAAAGAAGAGAAGCUGUCGAAGACGUCUUUCAGAUCACAACGCAAGGCGCCGCAAGCCACAGCCUGAAGCCGUCCGGUUAAAUCCAGCGAGACUUUCUUCACUAUAUGACGAGACACAGAAGAUGAGCCUUGUGUUUGACCAAGCCCCGCGCCUUUAUACAAGGCAUGCUGCAAAUUUUACAUGGGAUCAUAGCACUGAUAGCUCUAAGUUGGCGCAUACAAGAGAGUACUUGUCAAGGCCUGCGAAAACAGGAGCCGCACCUGGACAGAUUUUUUUGCCCAACAAUGAAAUGCCUAGCAGUAUUUCCAUGCUUUAUCCUCAGGAUUCCGGUAGACUAACGCCAAAUAAAAACACUGCCCCUGAGGUUCUCCACUCAGGGUUAGAAGAAUCUGUGGUGUCGACAGAGCUAAAUGCGACACAGGAUCUUCAUCGUGCUCUCUCUCUUCUGUCAACUAGUUCAUGGUGUUCGCGCGAAACAAAGAUUGUUUCUCUAGAUACUUGUUCUACCGCCCUCAACAACACAAAUCACCAUAGCAGCUGCAGCAACGGCAUGGUUCAACCCGCGAUGCAUCAAAUGACCACCACACAGACUCAAGGCUUUCCUUUUGCUUCAGAGUUCUGGCAGACCCAACAGCCAACAGCUAUUGAUGCGGCAUUUCCACCUACCCCCCACACACGCAGUAAUAGUAAUGCCAAUGCCACCACCCACUUUCAAGAUCUCCAUUUGAUCAAACCUCCCGGUGACACUGCUUUUUAUUCCCAUCACUUCAAGUAGUUCACUCUUCUUGACCUCUUUUUAACUUUCCAGUUGUAUUUUGAUUUGUAAGACCGUAUAAUCUCACGCUUGUAGAGGUAACUUUCCCUCACUGUUUGCUUAUAAGCGUCAAGUGUUUUAUUUGUUACCCAAUUUAAACGAAUAUGUCGUUCAUCUUUAGGUGUUGGGGGUGAAGCGAAACAUACCUUAAAAAUUGAAAAAAUUUACGUCUCUUUUUU